AUGGACAUCGAAUCACCUGUCCACCAGAGCCCCAGUCCAGUGCCUCAAGGAGCUCCACACCUGCCCAGUGAUGUUAGUAGCGACCUGAGUCAGAGCGAUGAUGAGCUGUCAGAAAAUCGCACCACCCCUGCUGACAUUGCAGGAAAUUUUAGUCUGGUCCAUCGUGCAUGGAUUCUGAAUCGGGUACGCUUUCAUGCCCAAAAGGUAUGCGAAGUCUUCUCACCCCCCAGAGUGACUUUGGCAGCACACAGGGCAGGUCACACAGCCGAUUUCGCCUUUGACAUCACGUACAAUGGUUGGGAUGCUUUGGAUGCUACCAUGCGGAUUGAGCUCCGUCAGAUCAUUCGUGAAAUGCGUCCUACACUGCUGGUCUUGAGUCCACCAUGUACGAUGUUUAGCCCCUUGACCAGGAUGUGGAAUCGGGACAAGUGGACACCUGAAGAGUAUGCCAUGCGAAGGGAGGCUGCCGAGUGUAUGUUCGACUAUGCGCUGGACCUUGCAGCAGACAUGGAACUUGUGGGCCGUGGCUUUGUCUUAGAGCAUCCGGCGCCAGCCUCGUCGUGGGAGCGGCCCAAGGCUCAGGCCCUGCUUGCCACACCCAACAUUCGAGCUACAAACUUCGACCAGUGUGCCACAGGACUGCUGUCACCCAGCGGUGCUCCUAUGAAGAAAAGAACAAAACUUCUGUCGAAUGUGGGCCCUAUCCACACCCUCUUUGCACAGCGGCAAUGCUCGUGUGUGACACAGCACCGCACCAUCCAGGGCUCUGAGUGGGGAGUGCAACUUAGCACAUGGGCCCAGCGUUACCCCGACCCCAUGUGCAAUUUGAUUGUUCAGGCUGCGGCCCAAUGGGCUGACUAG
Durusdinium trenchii is the source of this 861-nucleotide messenger RNA. The record is from the annotation of a GenBank genome assembly. Lineage: Eukaryota; Dinophyceae; Suessiales; Symbiodiniaceae.